Amoebophrya sp. A120 is the source of this 7544-nucleotide messenger RNA. The record is from the annotation of a GenBank genome assembly. NCBI's taxonomy places the organism in Eukaryota, Dinophyceae, Syndiniales, Amoebophryaceae.
AUUUUCAUCACAUUUAUUGGCCGGCUGUACCAGUUUGUUGCAGAAGGAAGGAGAAGUUAGAUUUGUUCCAUCUUCCGUGGCAUUUCAAACAUCGAACAAUCAUGACUCGUCGUAUCGUCCUGUGUAAAAACGUACCCCUUCCGCCAGGGUGAAUUUGGGUGUGCAAAAACGUACUGUAUCGUAGCGUACAGAAGGGUGAAUUUGCAGUGAAUUUGUAUUGCAUGACUUGCAUUUACUUAAAAGAAAAGUGCGCUACGUAUGGACACGAGCCCAAGCAUCCCACAGAGCGUGAAGGGCUGCUCGUCGCGUGGUGGCGCUUGCAGCACCGAAAGAGGUGGUCUUGCGGGGGCUCGCCGGGCUGUGUAGUGCGUAUGGAACCAAAGAAGGUGGAUCGGGUGGCUCUUUCUUACUCUUCUGCGCGUCUGCCUCAGAAGUUCCUCUUUGGAAUUGUCAAAAGGGAGGGCGACGCCUGAACACAGGGGCACUAGUUCAACGCGUAUGCUCUCACGAGUUGUGGUUGGCUCGGCUUGGACUUGGAUAUCUGGGAGCAGCCUCGGGUGGAAGGGGAGGCACGAUUCGGCCGCGGACGCUAGCUUGCUUCGCCUGCUGUGCUCUGCUCACAACUCCCCACGUGUUUUUUUGCCUCCGGAGCGAGGCCUUUUCGACGUGACCCCCAGGUCAGGAAUUCUCUUGGUGAAUUUUGGGGCUUUUUGUUUUGGCGACACUUUUUUGAAGCCCCAAAACCCGGAGUUUCUCGUGCGUUAGCGAAUUUUGAAUAGGCACCUUGGGCCAAAAUUCACCCACGGCGUUUUCAAAAUUCACCCCAAAAUUCACCGGGCCCCCCUUUUCGACCGUGAUAAGCAAACUUUAGCGCAGAAAAGUGCUCAAAAAAGUGCACAGGUAGGCCCUGGGGAGUGGGGCCGAGGAGAAAAGACAAGCGCCCUCUGUUGCCCUCAGCCCCUCUAUAUUCUGCCGAAAAGGCCUGGUGGGUUCACGCGCCUGCCGGAUGGAGGCGCCAAAGCUCUCGGCUUGGUCCUUUCACCCUUGCUCUCGCGCCUUCUUGCCUAAUUACAUGCGCUUCGCAGCACUUUCUUUUUGGCGUCUUUGCCGCGGCUGCUGCAGUGCUCUUAUGCGAGCACGGGGAGACGAAUACACAUGGCCAAAGAACGGCACCCAGGCCAUGUCUCGAAGCUGCCCGCCGCAUAAGCCUUGACUUCUGCGGUGUGCAGAACCCACUUCCCAGAAGGGCAAGAGGGGCAAUGUCCCGGCGGGCUCAUCUGCAAUUUGGCAUGCAAAAUUCACUACAAAUUCACCACUUCUCAUGCUAACGGGUGUUAAAGCUCUAGAUCAUGACUCGUCGUAUCGUCCUGUGUAAAAACGUAGCCAUCUUCCCACCAGGCUGAGGCUUGUCAUUCAGAUUUGCAUGCGCAGCAAAUGCAAAUGUCGUGCUCUCAUUGCUUAUUUUCCACCUGGCAGCACGACCCACUUUCUAGUAGUCCGUCGAAAACAUAAUCAUCUGGUCCGUUGUGUUUCAGAGUCUGUGUCAUGACGCUCGUUUAAGCAGGAUAGCAGCUUCAGACUGGGUCUGAGAAGAUCAUGCGGUUGGAUAGUGUAGACAGCGCGAGGACUAGUACAGGGCACAAAGCCAAACUUGUAAUGCCAGAGUGCUGUCGAGCAGAUGUACUUCUUUUAUUUCCGUGUAGUUGAGGCCUAUGGGGUAGGUAGGUAGGUAGGUACUCGUUUUUCUACAGGAUAAUUAUCUCCGGGAAGUUGGUUCACGUCCACCACCUGUUGUCUAGCUUUGCUCGCGGUAGUACCUCGGCUAAUGGCGAAGAUAAAAAUGCUGAACCGCCGCCGCCGUCUGGAGCAGCAGGAGCAGGACCACCCAGUGUUUAUCAAGCUACGGUUGUGGCUGAUGUGUCCACAGCACAGCAAAACGAACGACCUCCCGACGCCGCGCCUCCCACGAACCAACAAGUGGUUGAUCCGCACCUGCUAUGCAUUGCAAAAGUACCGUACUCGUAUUGCAUUCAUGCAUUACAAAUCUUUUUGUUAAGGUAAAUCAGCAUUGCAAAAUUUAUCUCUCAUGCUGAGAAAUGCAUAUAAUAUACGAGUGCGAUACUUUUGCAAUCCAUACCUGCAGAGCCUGGACGAACAGGCACGGCGGGUGCGCUAUGGCGUUCUCGAACGUUGCAUUCUCAACUGUUACAUGAACUUGUGAUGCAAGAAUGGGAAGAAAAGUGAAAGGGGAAGGUUGCACCUGUAGCAUUACAAAUUCCGCGCAGAUCAUCUAGGCGCGGUUUAGCCCUUCGCAAAUUUGUCAUGCGGAGCAGCUUGAUCGUGAGGAUCAUGCUGCUGCUUUUGCAUGGCAAAUCGUCCAUGUAACAAUUGAGAAUGUAACGCUUGAGAACGCCAUAUGCGCACCUACUGUGAUGAGGCCGGGGUGCCGAAAUACGAAAUUCGUGUGAUCCACGGGGGGCGUGGACUCCGUCGCUUGACGGAUAUGUAUUGCAAAAGCGUCGUACUCGUAUAAAUGCAUUACAAAUUUUCUCAGCAUGAAAAAUGAAAUUUGUAAUGCGGGUCUUCCUUUAAGAAAAAGAUUUGUAAUGCAUCAUUGCAAUACGAUACUUUUGCAAUGCAUAACGGCUAGGUCCGAACAAUCCGGGAACGCGCGGCACCGCGGAUGGCUCGGCGAAAAACAGUAUGCAUUGCAAAAGUAUCGUAUUCGUAUAAAUGCAUUACAAAUUCCCUCAGCAUGAGAGAUCAAAUUUGUCAUGCGGAUUUACCUUAGGGAAAAAAUUUGUAAUGCAUGACUGCAAUAAUUACUACGAGUACGAUACUUUUGCACAGAAUAAACAGUUCCGGUUGUUUGACUUGCAGCACAAGAUGGUAUCAACUGUAAAUAUGUCUGGGUCUGGAAGGAUGCGAACUUGUCAUGCUGUUUUUUGACUUUAAAAAGAUUUGUGUUGCACGACCAGCGAGAGGGGUGCGCUUUGUGCUACACGGACAGGGCAUUUCUCAUGCGGAAAGGGCAUCAGGAAGGGUUCUAAAAACCUGUGAUGCUAGGGCAUACAUCACAGACAAUCAUGGGUCAUGAGAAAUAUGCAUGACAAAUCUUGCAUUCUUCCAGACCCAGACAUUUUUGCAGUUGAUAGAUGGCCCCAGUAAACGAUAACAUUUUGUCCGACGUGGCGGACAGCCUCAAGGACCGGGUCCGGAAGUCUCGCUUUGAUUACUUUCUGAACAUGAAGUAUCGCAAGAAAAAACUGUUUCACUGUAAACUUGUGAUGCAGAAAGUGAAACACCAAAGUGUCUCUCUUGCUACACUUGCAAGACAUUGGAUUUCCAAGCGUGUUUUCCCCUGGGGAGCGCGCAUGGCAAAUAUUCUCUGUCAUGUGUAGCAAACUUGUGAUGCAGAUCUUGCAAAAUCAUCACAGUGAAGCAGUUUUUUCCUGUGAUAUGAAGCGCAAGAAUACCGCCGAAGACUACGAAGAGCAGCAGCUGAGCACGCCGAGUUUCCAGCUGCAGAACUUUCCAGGCGAUGAGGACCUCAGCUAUUGUAAGAAAAAAUCCCCCCUGCGGCCCAUAUCAAAAAGGUGCGCCACAGAAAAUUUGUGAUGCUGAUUUGUGACCACAAAUCUUUGUGUCUUGCAACAAGGCAGUUCUACAGUCUCCGCCGCAUUAUGCGGGCGCUUUGUAGUGUUGCCUUGGCUACAGAAAGACAUCUGUGAUGCCGAGCGCCCACGUCAGAAUGUCGGCACUCAGGCACGGCAGCCGCCUGCAGUCCUCUACUGCAAGACAGCUCUGAUUUGUAUACGUAAAAAAUCCAGCAUGAGAAGCUUCGUUUUGCUAUGGGGACGAGGGGAGAUUUUUUCUUUUGGUAUCAGCUUCGCGCGGUUUUCUCCGCAGUCCGAGGCGCUCGCUACGGUGGCCGACCGAAAAAUCCACAUUCGCGGCCUGAACGAGGCCGUGGGUGACGAUAGCGGAACUGAUCUACAAGGGGGAAGUAGUGACGUACAUGCUUUGGGGAACAUAUGGAUUGUAAAAAUGUCUGGGUCUGGAAUGUUGGAACUUGUAAUGCUAGCUUUCCAUACCGAGAAAAUCUGUAUUGCAUAUACCAACAAAAGUCGCAGCCUCUUUUGUCAUGCAAAAACGCAGUUUCUCAUGCGGAUUGCCUAUGAGAAAGCGUUUUGGGAAGUUGUCAUGCCGGACUGCAUUCGGAAGUGUUUUCAUCAUGCACAUUUUAGCAUCACAAGUUUCCAGACCCAGACAUUUUUGCAUUUGAUAGAACAGCCCGAUUGACGAAACCACCGGGUAUCUGCCGUUUUAUCCUGUGCAAAAGUAUCGUACUCGUACUAAUUGCGUUUAUGCAUCACAAAUCUUUUUCUUAAGGUAAAUCCGCAUUACAAAUUUAAUUUGUAAUGCUAAACCAAUUUGUAAUGCAAUUUGUACUAGUACGAUACUUUUGCACAGGAUACAUUUCCCUGCGAACCGACACGGGAGAAAUUUGGGUUAUGACAGUGCGCAACUCGACGUUCCCCUACAUCCCCUCAUUUCUAUAGCAUGGUCGGCAAUACAAGGUUCAGCAAGAAUGCCAGUUUUGCAUGACAAAUUCGCACUGGAGGAGUAUAGUGCAGCUAAGCUAUUUUGGCUAGCAGAACUUGUCAUGCAAAUAGUGCCAAGAGGCACAGACUGGAUUUGGGAUUUUGCAUGACAAAUGAAAAUGAGGGGGACGUAGAGGGAGAGUUGUGCACUCUGAUAUGGGUACUUUCACAGCUACAACCCCUUCACGGUGGCUUCGCAGGGCAAGAAGGCCUACAUCUCGAAUAUGAACUGCAAAAGAAUCGUACUCGUAGUAAUUGCAGUCAUGUGAACCAGUACACGAAGGGCACCCAGUACGCGAAGGGUACCUACAACAUACGAAAGGACCAGAAUACAUACGAAAGAGGAGAGGAGCACCGAAAUCCGCUAUACAAAAAAGCAGUUUUUGUAUGUACUGCCGGACGCAUACAGAUACAGCGGCGUUGUAUGGUCCAAGAAAAGCGAGGAGAAAGCUGGUGGUGAGUGUGGCAGAGCAGCAAAUUGCUACGCAAAGCAGGCCACAAUCCACCGCGCGCGAAAAGAUCGCUCCGCGGAACAACAGAAGAGCGCAAAGGGAGGCUGGCGGAGAGCGCACUGCGCUCAAGGAGCGACACAAGCGGAGAAAAAGGGCGCUAAACCAAAAAAACUAGCGGCGCGCGCGCGGUGAGGACCUAUUGCGGAUCGAUAUUUUGUUAGCAGGCGGCGGGGGCACGCUUGCAGGCGGCGCUUCGAAAACAUACAAGGGCCGAGCUUGUUUCGUGUGCGCGCUUUGGUAGCUAGCAGAGUUCUCUCGCUCCUUAGCAUUCUUGCUGCAGAGUCUACUGAAAGUGGAGAAGCCCGCGGCGUAGCUCUUUUUUCAAUGUUUUUCACUCAGUGGCUGUUUUGUUUUGGCUACGCAGCCACGUAUUGCGGUCGGACAAAACCAGGGCAAUAUAAAACGAGGGCGCAGGGGCAUCGUAGGACCAGUUGCGUACGGGGCCCCCAGUAGUUACUGGGGGCCCCGUACUUGACGGCCGGGCCAGUGCUGGAAGGGUCCGGCGGGACCAGAAGGGGCCACACAAAAUGGCCAUUUUAUAUGCACUGGCGAUUUGUAUUCGGCGUUUGUUCUAGGACAGGAAGGGGCAGGGCCCUUCGUGUACUGGCAUACAAAUAUAUUAUGGGGGUAUCAGUAAUUACUGUUUCACAUGCAUUACAAAUCUUUUUCUUAAGGUAAAUCCGCAUGACAAAUUUUAUUUCUCAUGCUGGGGAAAUUUGUAUAUGCAUUUAUACGAGUGCGAUAAUUUUACAGCGCAUAUCGAAAGGCAACCUGCAAUCCUACCGGUGCCGACUCGCAAAACUUGGUACCGUGUGGAACACCCGUAUUACAAUGAAAAAUGCCACCUCCCCAUAUCAAAACGGAAAUCUGUGAUGCAGAUUUGUGGUCACAAAUCAGGUUUGUGAUGCUAGAAGGGGAAAGAUGCGGACUGUAGUGCUGCUUAGCGUGGGAGAGCGUUGCAGCUCCAGGAUGACAGGAGGCAACUGGAAGUGGGAAACAGCACGACGGAUUAACUGCAAUUUAUGCCGCAGCUUCGUCUCUUGGCCUUCUAGCAAUACAAGUCGAUUUGUGUACUCAAAUACAGCAUCACAAAUUCGCGCAUCUUCCGUUUCCGAUAUGGGGUGAGGGCCUUUUUCACUAUGAUAGCCCGGCUGACGGCCUUUGAGAAAGGAAGACAGGGGAGGCCAUGGGACGCAAAGUUGCAAAUCGAAGAGCAAGGGGUCAAUCCGGAGUACUGGCAAAAAUUUACCGAGGGAAAUUGCUCCAUGAAAAACGGUAUCUUGCGCAAAAGUAUCGUACUCGUAUUGCAAUCAUGCAUAAGUAUAGAUAUCUUUUUCUUAAAGAUAAAGGUAAAUCAGCACUACAAAUUUUGUUAUGGUUUCUCAUGCUGAGCAGGAAAUUUGUAAUGCAUUUAUACGACGAGUGCGAUACUUUUGCAAUGCAUAAACGGCAAGGAGAAUACCGACACUCUUUUGACGAAUGCAGCGAACAAAAAAAUAUCAAAUGCAAAAAUGUCUGGGUCUGGAAGGUGGUAACUUGUGAUGCUGUCUUUGGAUUCCAAAAAAAUCUGUAUUGCAUGACUAGCAAAAAGAGUCCAGUUUGUGCUACACGGGGAGGGCAUUUCUCAUGCGGAAAAAGCAUCAGGAAGCCUUCUAAAAAUCUGGGAUGCUGGGGCAUGCAUUACAGGCGUCAUUGGUCAUGCAAAAUAUGCAUGACAAACCUGGCAAGCUUCCAGACCCAGACAUUUUUGCAUUUGAUAAAAAACCCAGGUGUUCGAUCACGAGUUGCGAACACACACGAAAUAUCAAAUGCAAAAAUGUCUCGGUCUGGAAACUUGUGAUGCUGCGUUGGAUGUAGUGAAUGCUCUGCAAUGCACAGGUAAGCAUGAGAAAUAUCUGCGCUUUUUUGUGUUGCGUUUUUCGCAUGCCAAACUGCGUUUUUGCAUGACAGGCAAAAGGGUCUCUUCUUGGCCACGCAUCACAAACUUUUUGGUCAUGCCAGACAAGCAGGACAAAUCUCGCAAUCUUCCAGACCCAGACAUUUUUGCAUUUGAUACCAAAAACCAAGAGCCGCCACUGCAUGCGGCCAUGCCCUUCCGGUGCUACCCGCUCGCAACCAUGAACCCCGCAGCUUUCGACAAGGAAAGAUUUUUUCUGUGAACAGGGAGGUACUAUAAGUAACAUCUCUCAACAUCAUCCUCUGAGAUUUGGUUUAAUACUCCUCUACUCCGCAAAAAACUUUUGCAGAGGAUGAAGAUGAUGUAUGACGUUGAACAGCAGCAUGUGGAAGAAUGAUUCUACUUCGAACAGUAGACGAGGAUAAGUCCUCGUGCUUGAGUGGUCAACUGCUCUCGCGCCGUUCGUCCUGCGGCUGCGGUUCUGCUGCUGCGAUCCAUGAUCGUCGACCUCCAGGGUUACUUAUUUUUCGC